UGCUUCAGUAUUAAUUUGUAGCUUGUCGCGUUCAGUGGUUGUGGCCGCAUGAGUUGGUCGUUGUGUCCUCACCUCGUGUGUGUUCCGCGUUGCUUGCCACAGUCAAUACAAACAAACAUACCACCAUUUUAAGCACAUAUCCUGACACUGCCUGUCACCAAGGUCCAUAUAUCUAUAUACGUAUAUCUACACAGCCCAAUAACGUCCCAAAGGAUGAGCAGCAAGGUGAAUUUUAGCUUCGAUAGUAUCUUGGGCGUCUACUAUGCUGGCCAGGUAGUAUCCGGCACAGCAGAGCUUAUCACAGAGCGCCCAAAAACCAUACGCUCUAUAUAUAUAACCGUGAAUGGUUUUGUGGAGACGCGCUGGCAGGAAAGCGUCGAAAAACCCGGUGCCGAUGGCAAACUAGUUAAAACUCUAGAAACGCACACCGCCACUGAGAUUUACUAUAGCAGCGAUAAGUAUGUGUAUGGACAGAGCGGUGGGUCGCAGCUUGAGCUGCCCCAGGGCAAGUAUGUGUUCCCCUUUCAAACCACCAUACCGCCCCAGGCGCCCACAUCUUUUAACGGCACGCAUGGACAGGUAAAGCACGAGGUGACCUUGACUAUAGAUCGAGCCGUGCGAUAUAAUAAUACAUUCAAACAAUGCUUUACGGUUAUACUGCCGAACGAUUUGAAUGUGAAGCGGGAGCAUUUGCAACCCCUGAAGCGUAUUGAGGAGAAAACCUUUUGGUGGGGCUCAAUAUUCGGCGGUAAUAAGCCAAUGGUCAUGGAUGUGAGCACCUCCUACGGCGCCUAUGUGCCUGGCCAGAAAAUACAGUUUCACAUUGUGCUAGACAAUCAGUCAGAUGUGCAGUGCCAGGAUGUGAAAGUGCGUCUGUUCAAGAAUGUCACCUAUCGCGGCAAAGCUGGUGAUAAGGAGCAGCUUAAAGCUACAGAGGCGCGCAUAGCCGAUAAACACUGUGGUGAGGUGGACAAACAUAAUAAGGCGCAAUUUGAUGACUACCUACUGGUCCCACCCACAACACCAACAACACUGAGCGACCGAGAUCCUAUUCGGGUUAGCUACACGCUUCGUUUCAUAGCCAAAACAUUCCGUUUGCAUGGCGGCGGGGAUUUGGUGGUAGAGUUUCCACUGGUCAUUGGCACAGUGCCAUUGCUGGGCAGCGCUGACGAUAAGGGUCCCGGGCAGAAGCUGCAGGCACCGAGCACAAAUGGCAGCUAUCAAGCUUUGCCUCCACCGAAUUUUCAAGAGGAUGUGUGCACUGAACACUUUGAGUCCAACACGUUUAAGCCACGUUAUCCGGUUUACUUGUUUAAUGGCCAGCCUGUAAGCGCCAAUGGUGCCAAAUCACCUGUACCCAGUCUUUAUCCGAAAGCCGAGGACACAUCGCCAGCAGCUCCAGUGCAUUACACACCAAAUCCAAUUUCGCCAGUAGCAAAACCGACGACUGUUCCAGCUCACAAGACGCCACCGUAUCCUGUGCAAACGCACGCAGCUGUACCUGCUGGUGGAAACAGUUUUGAAGUGCUCGGCUUUAGCAUACCCCCGGGCUAUCAGCCCUCGCCGAGUGCACCUUCUGAUGCCUCUGGCAAUAUAGGCUGGAAAUAGUUAUA
This is a messenger RNA of Drosophila montana, 1613 nucleotides long. Its product is annotated as arrestin domain-containing protein 1. The record is from RefSeq and is a predicted model, not a curated record. Bases 214 to 1608 code for a protein of 464 amino acids. The transcript has 4 exons. Gene Ontology annotation, biological process: protein transport. Gene Ontology annotation, cellular component: cytoplasm. NCBI's taxonomy places the organism in Eukaryota, Metazoa, Arthropoda, Insecta, Diptera, Drosophilidae.